This is a messenger RNA of Caenorhabditis auriculariae, 1007 nucleotides long. The record is from the annotation of a GenBank genome assembly. Lineage: Eukaryota; Metazoa; Nematoda; Chromadorea; Rhabditida; Rhabditidae.
AUGUCCAAGGCAAUUAAAUUUCUCACGAAGACGUUCAAACUUGCAACGACUGAUAUCGCUAAUCAGGUGAGAGUUACGACGAAUUCUUUCUUGCGGAAAGAACCAGAACGUUUAUAGUAUGCUCUGCCGGUGAAGUCGUUGACAGGCUACGCGGUGACCAAAAAAACAGCGUCAUCUUCAAGGCGACUCAACCAACUUUUAGUCGAUUCUUUGAAUAUUUCCAAAGGUUUUUGAGAAGAUUUUUCGGUGAUUAUGGUGAAUUUUCAGAUGAAAAAAUUCUAGAAAUCGGGUAUGGCCGUGGCGAUGCCCUGGGCAUGUGCUACGAGAAGCUCAAAGAUGGUAAAGGAAUGGUUAGUUUAAUUCAGUUAUUGAAGAGUUGAGUAAAGUGAUUAAUUGAUUGGAUUGAGUUUUUUUUUUCGAUUUUCUUUCGAUUUCUAAUUUUCAAGCCUAGAAAACAGAAGUUAAAAAAACAGAAGUUAGAAAAAAAUUUUUCAAGAUAAUUUUUCCGGUUGCAAAUGGAAUAAAUUUUUUUCUAUUUUUUCACUAAUUUUCAAGCGAAAUUUCUUCACAUUAUCUUGAUUUAAAGCAAUUUUUCCAAAAAUUUUACAGGGAGUAAAUAUUAAAAAAAUAAUCGUUUCAUGAGAACUUUGACUGGGUUUUUUUCAGUAUUUCACCUGAAACUAUAUCAAGAAUUAAGUAAGAUUGGCUGUAUGAAUAUGGAUUUUUUUUUUUUCGAAGAAUAAAUGAUUUUUAAAUUAAGCACGUGAAUAAGUGUAAAGAAAAUACUCAUUUCAACAGGAAUACCGGUAAACUUACUUUGAUACUUUGAUGGUCCAUCUUCGCUGAUGUUCUCAGCGUGGACCACACGUUCUCCAGGCGGCUCGGUCUUGCGCGACGGUCAUCCAGUGGCGGCCUGGCUGACUGAUGUUCUUGCGGAAGUAGUCCGUCCAUCUGGUCGGUGGGCUCCCGAGUGGGCGCUUGAUGUUUCUCGGAAUCCAGUGUGUUAA